Molecule: messenger RNA, 679 nt
Organism: Tupaia belangeri chinensis (Chinese tree shrew)
Lineage: Eukaryota; Metazoa; Chordata; Mammalia; Scandentia; Tupaiidae
Product: aldehyde dehydrogenase family 3 member B1-like
Exons: 2
Coding region: 37-591 (184 amino acids)
Biological process (GO): aldehyde metabolic process
Cellular component (GO): cytoplasm
Molecular function (GO): aldehyde dehydrogenase (NAD+) activity; 3-chloroallyl aldehyde dehydrogenase activity
Source: RefSeq, a predicted model, not a curated record
UCAUGCCCAGGGAGCCCCCGUGUAGGUAAGAUUGUCAUGGCCGCUGCCGCCAAGCACCUGACCCCUGUCACCCUGGAGCUGGGGGGCAAGAACCCCUGCUACGUGGAUGACGACUGUGACCCUCAAAUUGUGGCCAACCGUGUGGCCUUCUUCCGCUACUUCAACACUGGCCAGACCUGCGUGGCCCCCGAUUAUGUCCUGUGCAGCCCUGAAAUGCAGGAGCGGCUGCUGCCCGCCCUGCAGAGCGCCAUCACCCGUUUCUUUGGUGACGACCCACAGAGCUCCCCAAACCUGGGCCGCAUCAUCAGCCAAAAACAAUUCCAGAGGCUCCAGGGAUUGCUGGGCUGUGGCCGUGUGGCCGUCGGUGGCCAGAGCGACGAGAGUGACCGCUACAUUGCCCCCACGGUGCUGGUGGAUGUGCGGGAGACGGAGCCCGUGAUGCAGGAGGAGAUCUUCGGGCCCAUCCUGCCCAUCGUGAACGUCAGGGGCCUGGACGAGGCCGUGGACUUCAUCAACCGGCGGGAGAAGCCCCUGGCCCUGUACGCCUUCUCCAACAGCAACCAGGUGGGGCUGGGCGGGGCUGGGCAGUGAGGCAACAGGGACUUCAGGGUGGGGCCCCCUGGGCUCUGACGUCCCCCAGUCUGGGACACACUCUCCUGGGCCUUCAGCGGGUGGGGCC